GCCAGCCAGGCCGCCUGUUCCCACAGCCGGGAGCUGAGCGCGCUGCCAUGGCGCUGGCCAGGCCUGGGACCCCGGCCUCCAGGCCCCUGGCCCCUCUCCUGCCGCGGCUGCUGCUCUUGGCUCCGGCCCUCACCCUCCUGGGUGGAAUGGUGCCUUCGGAGGCCCCAAGUGUCUGUGCCUCAGCCCCGUGUGCUCCAGGGACCGAGUGCCAGGCUACGGAGAACGGCAGCUACACCUGUGGGCCCAUGGAGCCCCAGGGCUGUGCCACCCAGCCAUGCCACCACGGCGCUCUGUGCGUGCCCCAGGGUCCAGACCCCUACGGCUUCCGCUGCUACUGCGUGCCCGGGUUCCAGGGCCCACGCUGCGAGCUGGACAUCGACGAGUGUGCCUCCCGGCCCUGCCACCACGGGGCCACCUGCCACAACCUGGCUGAUCGCUACGAGUGCCGCUGUCCCCUUGGCUAUGCAGGGGUGACCUGCGAGGAGGAGGUGGACGAGUGUGCCUCGACGCCCUGUCUGCACGGCGGCUCGUGCCUGGACGGCGUGGGCUCCUACCGCUGCGUGUGCGCGCCGGGCUACGGGGGCGCCCGCUGCCAGCUGGACCUGGACGAGUGCCAGAGCCAGCCGUGCGCGCACGGGGGCGAGUGCCAUGACCUGGUCAACGGGUUCCGGUGCGACUGUGCGGACACGGGCUACGAGGGCGCGCGCUGCGAGCAGGAGGUGCUGGAGUGCGAGUCGGGGCCCUGCGCGAACAACGCGUCCUGCCUCGAGGGCCUCGGGAGCUUCCGCUGCCUCUGCUGGCCAGGUUACAGCGGCCAGCAGUGCGAGGUGGAUGAGGAUGAGUGCGAGUCGGCCCCCUGCCAGCACGGGGGACAGUGUCUGCAGCGCUCAGACCCGGCGCUCUACGGAGGCGCCCAGGCCACCUUCCCCGGCACCUUCAGCUUCCGACACGCUGCCGGCUUCCUGUGCCGCUGCCCUCCCGGCUUUGAGGGGGACGAAUGUGGCGUGGAUGUGGACGAGUGUGCCUCACAGCCAUGCCUCAAUGGUGGCCGCUGCCAGGACCUGCCCAACGGCUUCCAGUGCCACUGUCCAGAUGGCUACACAGGCCUGGCAUGUCAGGAAGAUGUGGAUGAAUGCCUGUCGGAGCCCUGCCUCCAUGGUGGGACGUGUGACGACACUGUGGCAGGCUAUGUCUGCCAGUGCCCAGAGGCCUGGGGUGGGCAUGACUGUUCCGUGCAGCUCACCGGCUGCCAGGGCCACACUUGCCCACCAGCUGCCACCUGCAUCCCCAUCUUCAAGGCCGGGGUCCACAGUUACGCCUGCCGCUGCCCACCCGGUACUCAUGGAUCUUUCUGUGGCCAGAAUACCACCUUCUCUGUGGUGGCUGGGAGCCCUGUGCAGACAUCCGUGCCAGCCGGUGGCCCCCGGGGUCUGGCACUGAGGUUUCGCACCACACUACCUGCUGGUGUCUUGGCCGCUCGCACUGACGCCCAGGAUAGCUUGGAGCUGGCACUGGCAGGGGGCACACUUCAGGCCACCCUCUGGAGCCACGGCAACACCACUGCACUAACACUGAAGCUGCCAGACCUGGCUUUAAAUGAUGGUCAGUGGCACAAAGUGGAGGUUUCAUUGCGCUUGGGGGUCCUGGAGCUGCAGCUCUGGCAUGAGGACUGCCCUGCCCGCCUCUGUGUGGCCUCCAGUCCUGUGGCCCUGGCUCCUGUGGCUUCUGAAGCGCCAACGCCUGCCAGGUUCUGCUUUGCCCGGCUGGGCGGCACAGCCUUUGAAGGCUGCCUCGAGGACGUGUAUGUGGACGGGCACCUCCUGUUGCCUGAGGACCUUGGCGAGAAUGUCUUCCUGGGCUGCGAGCGCCGUGAACAGUGCCAGCCUCCACCCUGUGCCCACGGAGGGGCCUGCGUGGACAUGUGGACUCGCUUCCUCUGCAAAUGCCCCCGGCCCUAUAGUGGUCCUACCUGCGCUGAUGAGGUUCCUGCUGCCACCUUUGGCUUGGGGGGCACCCUGAGCUCUGCCUCCUUCCUGCUCCGCCAGCUGCCAGGCCCCAACCUCACCAUGUCCUUUCUCCUCCGUACUCGGGAACCCGCUGGCCUGCUGCUCCAACUUGCCAACGACUCAGUAGCUGGGCUAACAGUGUUCCUGAGUGAGGGCCAGAUCCAGGCCGAGGUGCUGGGCAGUCCUACUCUCGUGCUUCCUGGGCGCUGGGACGAUGGGCUCCGCCACCUGGUGACGCUCAGCUUCGGGCCUGACCAGCUGCAGGGCUUGGGGCAGCAGGUGCACGUGGGUGGGAGGCUCCUCCCUGCUGACGCCCAGCCCUGGGGUGGGCCCUUCCGAGGCUGCCUCCAGGACCUGCGACUCAAUGACCUCCACCUCCCGUUCUUUCCGCUGCUGCUGGGGAACUCAAGCCAGCCCAGUGAGCUGGGCAGCAGGCAGUCCCGGAACCUUACCGUGGGCUGCGUCUCCGAGGACACAUGCAGUCCUGACCCCUGUCUCAAUGGUGGAAUUUGUCUCGUCACCUGGAAUGACUUCCACUGCACCUGCCCUGUCAACUUCACGGGGCCAACAUGUGCCGAGCAACUGUGGUGUCCUGGCCAGCCCUGUCUCCCGCCUGCCACCUGUGAGGAGGUCCCCGAUGGCUUUGUCUGUGUGGGUGAAGCCACCUUCCGCGAGGGCCCCGCGGUCGCCUUCAGCGGACACAACGCGUCAUCACGGCUGUCGCUCAGCGGCCUGUCGCUGGCCUUCCGUACACGCGACUCCGAGGCCGGGCUGCUGCGCGCCACCGCGGGCGCCCACGCGGCCGUCUGGCUGGCCAUCCGCAACGGCUCGCUGGCGGCCGGCGUGCGCAGCGGCCCUGGCCUGCCGGGGGCAGUGCUGCCGGGGUCUGGGCCGCGCGUGGCCAACGGCGCCUGGCACCGCGUGCGCCUGGCCAUGGAGCGCCCGGGGGCCGCCGCGUCGCGCUGGCUGCUCUGGCUGGACGGGGCGACCGUGCCCGUGGCGCUGCGCGGCCUGGCCGGCGACCUGGGCUUCCUGCGCGGCCCCGGCGCCGCCCGCUUGCUGCUGGCCGAGAACUUCACCGGCUGCCUGGGUCGCGUGGCCGUCGGCGGCCUCCCGCUGCCCCUGGCGCGCCCGCGACCCGGCGCAGCCCCCGGCUCCCGAGAGCACUUCUCGGCCUGGCCCGGAGCACCCGUCCCACGCCUCGGCUGCCACGGCGCGCACGUGUGUGUCCCUUCGCCCUGCCUGCACGGCGGCGGCUGCCGCGACCUCUUCGACGCCUUUGCCUGCGCCUGCGGCCCGGGCUGGGAGGGUCCGCGCUGCGAGACCCGCGCCGACCCGUGUCGCUCGGCACCCUGUGCUCGUGGCCGCUGCCAUUCGCGCCCUGACGGCCGCUUCGAGUGCCGCUGCCCGCCUGGCUUCGUGGGCCCGCGCUGCAGGUUGCCUGUCGUGCCGGAGGAAUGCAGCCUGAACUUCACCUGCCUCGAUGGUGGCCCCUGUGAGGGUGGGCCCCAGGGGACCAACUGCAGCUGCCAGGAGGGCUUUGGUGGCCAGAGGUGUCAGGUCCCCUGCAAGGUCAACCCCUGCGUGAAUGGCGGCACGUGCCGGGCUGCUGGCGGGCUGUAUGAGUGCAUCUGCGGUGCCAGGUUCUCGGGCCGGUUCUGCGAAGUGGUGAAGGGCCUGCCGCUGCCCCUGCCGUUCCCGCUGCUGGAGGUGGCCGUGCCCGCGGCCUGCGCCUGCCUCCUCCUCCUCCUCCUGGGCCUCCUCUCAGGGAUCCUGGCAGCCAGGAAGCGCCGCCAGUCCGAGGGCACCUACAGCCCCAGCCAGCAGGAGGUGGCCGGAGCCCGGCUGGAGAUGGACAGUGUCCUCAAGGUGCCGCCGGAGGAGAGACUCAUCUAGGCCUGCCUGGCGGCUGGCUCCAGCACUCAGGAGGUCCCAGGCGAUUUCCACCCGAGGCCCCCAGGAGGCCGUGUCCAGUGGCCGGCCUCCUCCCGCAGCAGCGGGGCCCAGGACACCUGGUGGCCAAGCGUCCCCUUCGCCGGCAGCCCCUGCCUCCACCCGUUGUGGACAGGAGAGGGGAGCACUCAGGGAAGCAGAGU
This is a messenger RNA of Lontra canadensis (Northern American river otter), 4102 nucleotides long. It is a transcript of the gene CRB2, whose product is annotated as crumbs cell polarity complex component 2. The record is from RefSeq and is a predicted model, not a curated record. Gene Ontology annotation, molecular function: calcium ion binding. Bases 48 to 3902 code for a protein of 1284 amino acids. Gene Ontology annotation, cellular component: plasma membrane; protein-containing complex. The transcript has 13 exons. Gene Ontology annotation, biological process: heterophilic cell-cell adhesion; establishment or maintenance of epithelial cell apical/basal polarity. NCBI's taxonomy places the organism in Eukaryota, Metazoa, Chordata, Mammalia, Carnivora, Mustelidae.